Molecule: messenger RNA, 913 nt
Organism: Eremomyces bilateralis CBS 781.70
Lineage: Eukaryota; Fungi; Ascomycota; Dothideomycetes; Eremomycetales; Eremomycetaceae
Exons: 1
Coding region: 193-789 (198 amino acids)
Molecular function (GO): nucleic acid binding
Source: RefSeq, a predicted model, not a curated record
CUCGAAUGCCAUUGGCAGACCCCCAAAUCAGCCCUUGGGCGUGAAGGAUUCAAGAAAUGCCGUGCCUGUCAAAAACCGUAUAUCACGGAGGAGAACCGGAUCAAGCGCCACCAAUUCGCUCAGGGCCAUCGCUUCUGGACUCCACUCCGGCGGUAGGUUGUCUUCUCAGAUGAGGUCCAUUUCCACCUUGGUAUGGAGAACUCAAAGUGGGUAAUCCGCGGGAAAGAGGAGCGGUAUUGCCCUAAUUGCAUGCAGCACAGGAAAAAAAGACUAAAAAACGUUCUCCACGCCUGGGGUGCCGUAGGGAUUGGAUAUAAGAGCCCCCUCGUAUUCUACGAAUACCACAAAAAGGAGAAGCCGGGGGGUCGCGAGUCUGGACUUAAUAUGAUCCGUUAUCGUGACGAGGUCUUGAGGUCCCAUGUCCUCCCCCUUUUCCAACGUUUUAAGAAGGAAAAGAGAGCCCUCCUCCUCGAGGUUGACAAUGAUGGAUGCCGCGGAACCCGGAGCGAGUCCAAUAUGAUCAGUAAGUUCAUGUCAGAUUGUGGGAUUCCUUGGUAUGCGGACCCUCCGCAGUCUCCAGACAUGUCACCAAUUGAGAAUGUUUGGAGGAUCCUAAAGCAACACCUUAAACAACGUCGAAAGCAGCCCACGACGAAGGAGGACCUUAAGGAUGCGAUCAUCGAUGAAUGGAACAAGAUUCCACAGCAUGAGAUCGAUUCCUAUAUCGAAUCUAUGCCUGACAGGAUGGAGGAGAUUGAGGAGCGAUAUGGGCUUCAAUCACGUUAUUAGGAGCUCGCUGCCUAGAAACCUCGCGAUAUCACUAUUUACAUAGAAAUCUACAGCCUCAAAUUUACGUGUAAACGGUCUGGAAAGGGAUAUUUUGCUAUAUGAGUGGUUUGGUGGUGGGUUUGGU